AACAACGCAGCGAGAUGUCUGUGGAUGGGAUGGUGAUGUAUCCGCAAACCGCCACAGAUGAGAGUGACACGGAUCUGGAUGACGCUGACACCAAGUCGGGUACAGGCAGUGACAACGGCGUGGUCUUGGCAACCAGGCAGGCGCACGCCAAAGUGUACAACAACUGCAAGCUGUCGAGCAGCAUCCCGCCGGUCGGAAGCUGCAUCCAGAAGAUCACCGUCUACGAAACUAAAUCG
Molecule: messenger RNA, 236 nt
Organism: Sphaeroforma arctica JP610
Lineage: Eukaryota; Ichthyosporea; Ichthyophonida
Exons: 1
Source: RefSeq, a predicted model, not a curated record